Dipodomys ordii (Ord's kangaroo rat) is the source of this 2012-nucleotide messenger RNA. RefSeq names its product isoprenoid synthase domain containing (gene Crppa). The transcript has 10 exons. Gene Ontology annotation, biological process: isoprenoid biosynthetic process; protein O-linked glycosylation via mannose. The record is from RefSeq and is a predicted model, not a curated record. The coding region runs from base 128 to 1480 and encodes 450 amino acids. Lineage: Eukaryota; Metazoa; Chordata; Mammalia; Rodentia; Heteromyidae. Gene Ontology annotation, cellular component: cytosol. Gene Ontology annotation, molecular function: D-ribitol-5-phosphate cytidylyltransferase activity.
UCCGGUACAGCCACGGCAGGUCCGGCCACGCGGGAGGGCGCAGUCCGCGGCCUGCCUUCUUCUCCUCUCUCUCCACCUCCUCCUCCGCCGUCCACCCCGGGCCGAGCGCAGCAGCAGGCGCGCCGCCAUGGAGCGCGGGUCGCCGGGAGCUUCGAGGCCUGUGGAGCCGGGGCCUUGCCUGAGUAGCCUGCGGGGCGCGGAGCCAGCGGCCUCGGCCUCAACGCUGAGCGCCGCCCGGGCCCAGCCCGGGAGCCGCGUGAUCGCCGUGGCGGCCGUGCUGCCGGCCGGGGGGUGCGGGGAAAGAAUGGGAGUCCCCACCCCGAAGCAGUUCUGCCCCAUCUUGGAGCGGCCGCUCAUCAGCUACACCCUGCAGGCCCUGGAGAGGGUAUAUUGGAUAAAGGACAUUGUGGUGGCAGUGACACGAGAGAAUAUGGGAGCAAUGAGGAAUAUUAUUCAGAAGUACCAGCAUACACGCAUCUCACUCGUCGAAGCUGGAGAGACUCGUCACAGGUCAAUUUUCAAUGGUCUGAAAGCCCUGGCGAAGGAUCAGCCAGACACCCAACUCUCUAAGCCAGAAGUUGUGAUUAUCCAUGAUGCUGUCAGGCCGUUUGUUGAGGAAGAUGUCCUCCUUAAAGUUGUUGCAGCUGCUAAGGAACAUGGGGCAGCAGGAGCAAUCAGACCCCUUGUAUCUACAGUUAUCAGUCCCUCUGCCGAUGGCUGCUUAGAGAUCUCCCUGGAACGUGCCAGACACAGAGCCAGUGAAAUGCCACAGGCUUUUCUAUUCGACGUGAUCUACGAAGCAUAUCGGCAGUGUAGUGACUAUGACUUGGAAUUUGGAACUGAAUGUUUGCACUUGGCUCUAAAAUACAGUCACACAAAAGCCAAACUGGUAGAAGGACCACCUGACCUCUGGAAGGUGACCUACAAGCGAGAUCUGUAUGCGGCUGAAUCGAUUAUUAAGGAGAGAAUUUCACAUGCGGUUUGUGUAGUUAUGGAUCCCAAACAAGAUAAAGAACCUGUAGAUCAUUUCCUUGAAGCUCUCAAAAAUGAAUUAAAUGAUGUUAAAAUUGAAUCUCGAGAACCGGGUCAGGCUGGCAGAGAUAUUCAGCAGAGCAACUUAGAGCAAUGCUACAAUUUUGUUAGUAUGAAUAUUAUGAUGUCUGAUUUUCAAGAGACCCGGAAACUCCUGCACAUGCUUGAAGAGAGCAACCUUUCCAUCUUGUACCCUGUAGUUGUUGUUUCAGUGCAUUUCUUUGAUUUUAAAUUAGUGCCUCUCAGUCAGAAAAUGGAGAGCCUCAUGUGGAUUAGGGAAUCUGCAAAGGAAAUGAAAAAAAGAAAUAUUUUAUUAUUUGGCCUAAUCAUAGAUUACUCACAGGGUGAACAGAAGCUUCAGGAGAGUUUAAGACAAGGGGCCAUCAUUAUUGCUUCCUUAAUUAAAGAAAGAAGCUCUGCACUUGUUGGUCAGCUACUAGUAGCAUGAAGAACAUAGGCAGAACAUCACCAAUGAAGCUUCUGAAAGUGUUUAUCUAAGCACCUGUGUGGUGUUUGAUUGCCCACCUCCACUUCUCUUGGUGUAUAUGCUAGAAUUAUAGUUAUUUUCUCUAUCUUGUCUUUGGAGGUUAGGGUGCUUGGAUUAUGGAUCAGUGCUUGUAUCUAUGAAAUUGUGUAUAUCAUUACACAAAUCGCUUCAACCAGAAAAGAGUACAUGAGUGGAGAAUAACUGCCUUCAUAUAAAGCAUCUUUUCACAAAGGCCAAAAGAUUUGAAAUCAUGAUUAGUGUGAGCUCUUUCUUUAAAGAACAAACAUUUAGAGUAUGUCAUGUAUUAACUGUAUGUUCAUUAAUAUGCACACUACAAUGAAGCUAAUGGAUAAUACCAUUCAGAGCUAUUCUUCUUUCUAGGAUUGUGCUCUUACCAGGUGAAGUUUUGUGUUGUCUUAUUUUGAAAUUUUCUACAACUUAAAAUACAGGGUUAAUGAAAUGGAACCAUUUGAAAUAAUUUCUUUCUUUCUUU